UCACAGGGGACAGUUCAGUAAACAACACAGAUGAACGACUGCAUGUCCUUGGCACCUCCAACUUCAGGUGUCUGCAGGAAGCUGCUUUUGGAAUAAGUCUUCUUUUCAUGCCAGGCUUCUGAUUUGCUCUAGAAUUGCUUUGAAAGGCAAGAGACCUUGUUUUCUUUUAUCCAUGGAGUUCUCAUUCCCAUUUUUUCAUGGAAAGAUAACAAGGAGAACCUGUGAAGAGCUGCUGAGCAAGAAGAAAAAGAAUGGCAGCUAUUUAAUACGGGAGAGUGAGAGUGUGGAAGGAGCCUUGUGUCUCUGUGUUUUCUUUGAGGACCUCAUCUACACUUACCGAAUCUUCAGGGAACACCAAGGAUAUUUUAGAAUACAGACUUCUGAAGGUGUUCCAGAGAGGACGUUCAAAACGUUAAAGGACUUAAUAUACGCUUUCGAAAAGCCAAAUCAAGGACUGAUAACAAAUCUCCGCUACCCAGUGAAGAAACCAAAGGCUUUGAGAAGAAGCCAGAGGAUCAAGUCAGGAAUGGACAACAUUUAUGAUGAAGCUGAUGACAGCGAUGGUUACGUCACUGUCUUACCCUGAAGGAUCUGCACCUGACAGUUUGGGAAGCGGCCAUUCCAAGAUGUGCCUCAGUGCAGUGCCUCAGCCAGGGAGAGCUUCCAGCUGGGUGUCCUCUGCUCUGGAUCUGGAAUUAGCCUCCUCCUUUUGCAGACUGUCAGAGUAGCUGUAUUUUCUACCAGUAGAUCCAGUACAAGCUAUUGUGCAUUUUUGCUCAGCAAUGAAAGAAUUACUUUUUGUUAUAGACACAUAACAUACACAUGUACGUAUGGGGAAAGGUAUCUUGUGUCCAUGUAUGUGUCUUUGGUGGUUUUUAGCCAGCAAAUUGUCCAAGAUGUUGACUCCUAGAGAGAACAUUCUGUUAGAAAGCAGCAAUAUAAAUACAUCAAAUGAAUGGGCAUAAAGCAGUGAUUAAUGGCAGAAUUGAUACGUGUUGAUAAAAAUAUAUGACAAAUUAUUGGCAUCAUAAGAUGCUUUAAAACCUCCAAACUCUGUUAUUUUGCACAUGAUUCAAGUUACCUCAUUGCUGGAGGAGUGGAUAGUAUUUCAGCAAUGUCAAGGAAUACUAGUAGUCUGUAGUUUGAAUAAUGCAAAUUGAAACAAAAAAGCUGCGUUAAAUCCAUGCCAUAAAAAAGUAAUCAACCAGAGGAAAAUGGUUUGAAAUACUUUUAAUGCUGAGAAAUGGUUCUGGCACCUUACAAGAGGAGUGCAAGUUCUACAUGCAUGUCAGCAUGAACACAUUCUGUUUUUAAUAGGCUCUGUACAUAUGGGAAUGCUUACUCCAUUUCAUCUGCUACAGCCUUUAGUUCUUUAUUAUGUGUAUGUCUUUUGUAAUGUAAGAAUUUGCUUUAAUAUUACCCCUAGUUUUAAAUAUUUAAUUAAUACUUUAGUUCUGAAGGUAGCCUGCAAUCUUCACACAGCCAGAACUGGAAUAUAUGUCCUGAGUCUUCCGGACACUACUACAGACUCCCUCACCAUUUGAGACUGAAGAAGAGAUUUGUAUUGGUUGUGUGUUUAAGACCCUUCACGAAUUAUUUAUGUAUUUUAAUGGGUAAUACUAGUUAGAUUUUUUUCUAUUAUGUUUCUCUCACACCAUUAUUUGUCAAAGGAAUUUUAGACCUUUCAGUGCUUUGGAGUUCAUUAUGAAUUUAAGAGUGCUGUAGAGUUUUUGGCUCCAGGUUCAACUAAUAUUUGUAGCAUGAAGGAGACCCAAAAAAUGAGGCUAUUAAUUAACCCGAGCAAUGACAAGAAAUACUAAAAUGUGUAUCCAAAACUUCAUUAAUUGAAAAGAAAGGAGUUGUCCAUGAAAAAUGGUAUUAUGAGACAUAAACAUCCCAGCCCUUGCUCUGUAGAAGCACAGAACUGAUGUGUCAGUAAAUUCUUUAUCUGCAGAAUCGAGCAGCCUGUCUGAUAGCAGAUUAUCACAGGUACCAGACUGAGGAACUGCUCUGCUGAGACACCCCACCUACAGCAGCACGGUCCUUAACAGAGCACAACACUGUAGUUUUUCUGAAAUGACAGUCUCAGCAGUCUUCCAGGUGCUCACUCAGUCACACUGAUGUUCAGCCUUGGGAAAAGGCCGAGUGACAAGGAAUCCCUGCCUGUGCCUCACGGUGCCUACCGAGUGACUGUGAUGGCUGAGCAGGGGACAAGGGCUGGGCUGUGGUGCCUUUCAGCUGGCACUUGACAGCGUGUUUUGGACUCGGAUUUACAACAGUCAUGGUGGCUGCAGCUCCUGGUGUGGCAUCCAGGACUGAGGGUGACUCCAAGCCCACGCCCCAGUCACUUCUCCAGCGUUCCCUUGCGGCAGUCAUGUGAAGGAGGAGACACGAGAAGGAUCAAGGACUUACAAGAGGAAAAAGAGACACAAUGACAUUUACAUUACAUUCCUAUUACUCGCCUGUGCUUUACAGCAAUAUUUGUCCUAUUAACAGUAUAGGAAAAUGAGGCAAAUGUAGACGUUCCUACACAUAUUUGCAGGCCUAAUAUGGCAGAAAACAACCCGUGCACGAGUUGAGAAGACAUUUUCAAAAGCUUCACGCAGCAGCAUCUACUUGCCGACAUCCGAAAGGUUAUCUCUGGACUGAAGCUUACCCGUUUUUUUGCUUCAAACCAGAUUCUACCAAGUGAAUGUCUCAGUUGCCUUGUAGAGC
Messenger RNA from Corvus hawaiiensis (hawaiian crow), 2715 nucleotides. It is a transcript of the gene SH2D1B, whose product is annotated as SH2 domain containing 1B. The transcript has 5 exons. Lineage: Eukaryota; Metazoa; Chordata; Aves; Passeriformes; Corvidae. The record is from RefSeq and is a predicted model, not a curated record. The coding region runs from base 173 to 586 and encodes 137 amino acids.